UCCGUGGUACUCUGCUUGGCCAGUUUAGCGAGCGCAGUUCAGGGGAGCGCAAUGACGCUCUUCACCGACGCAAAGAUCGCGCAGGCUUGGACCACGUCUUACUUGGAGGCACCGAGCACAUGCGUGUGCCGGAAUCGGUGCUUCGUGGACACGCGGUGCCUGGCGGUGUCCAUCACUCAGGCGGCUUCCGUGUCCAAGUGUAACUUCAGCAGCCGCGCCUCGGUGCUCACCAACUUACUCAUCACAGACCCAGCCUACAUCACUUUCAUGAAGAAGAGAGAUGCGUGCAAGCCAGGCUUUGAAGCUGUGGGCAGAUUCUGCUACUUUUUCUCUACCAAUGCAGUCAACUUUGCUACGGCUAGAAGCUCGUGCGAAUUAUUUGGCAGCGUACUCGCCUAUCCAUCCUCUGACGCCCAAAUGGCUGAUCUCGUGGCUUACCUCAACAGCAAUAAGCCUGGCACAACCGACUGGUGGGUCGAUUUGACUCUGAUUGAGGGCCAAUGGUUCUGGAAGGACAAAAAGGUAACCACUGGAGGAGGCUUGAAAAAUAGUACUGAUAACGCCUGCGCCAGACUACAUGGUUCCCCUAACUACGCGCCAGCGGACCAAAAAUGCACGGACAAUUACCGUUUCGUUUGCCAGUACAAGGUGUGAGCUUGAGUUCUCCUCUGUACUUAUUGUACUGGUGAAACCAAUUGCUUGACAUUCCGCUCGUGCAUAUAUUACGAAAGGUAAAAUUAUCCCGCUCUUUGAAUUUCGAUCGCAACAGUCACAUGAAAAUUUUUGAAACGUAAUAGAUUAAGUCACUUACCUGUAAUUGUUUUUCAUAAAUUUCAGGGAAUUUCGAGGAGGAAUGAGCAUCAUACAUGAAUGGUCUUCUAAUUAAAAACCUAAUUUCUUUGAUGAUGAAAUAUUCAAAUGACAGUAUAGGCACAUUCCGCCUACAAACCCGAUGACUUGGUUUUUGAACGAGUUCAAAGUAAAAAUCAGCACCACAUCAGAAAUUCUCUUUUCAAUGUUAGAACUGUGCAAAUAAAAAAUGUAUUAACUACAGUUAAAAAUUCUGUAUAAAUAUUCAAAAAACACAAAUGAACAGAGUUCCUCUCUUUAAGUACGAACGGCCAAAUUGCCAGUAUAGUGUGCGGGCAUUUAAAAUACAAGUACUACAUUGCUCAAAAUUAACUAUUCAGUUUUAGUUCAUGUGUUCAAAUUGCACAAAUUGCCAGUUGGGUAGUAUUUGAAGACAGUUUUUCCGUACCUUUUUUCAAAGUAAACAAAUAACAUUGAAUGCAUUCUUAAAAGUCAUUCAUUCUGUACCAAUGUUUGAACUGAAGAAAUUUACCAGUAAUGCAUUGUUUAUUUGAAUUUUUUUUUCUAUGUUCGAACUGCACAAAUAAGCAAUAGUGCAUGUUUAAACUGCAAAAGUGGUAAGAAU
Molecule: messenger RNA, 1435 nt
Organism: Hyalella azteca
Lineage: Eukaryota; Metazoa; Arthropoda; Malacostraca; Amphipoda; Hyalellidae
Exons: 4
Coding region: 52-654 (200 amino acids)
Source: RefSeq, a predicted model, not a curated record